Oncorhynchus kisutch (coho salmon) is the source of this 5103-nucleotide messenger RNA. RefSeq names its product max dimerization protein 1. The transcript is spliced from 6 exons. The record is from RefSeq and is a predicted model, not a curated record. Gene Ontology annotation, molecular function: DNA-binding transcription factor activity, RNA polymerase II-specific; RNA polymerase II cis-regulatory region sequence-specific DNA binding; protein dimerization activity. Bases 808 to 1485 code for a protein of 225 amino acids. NCBI's taxonomy places the organism in Eukaryota, Metazoa, Chordata, Actinopteri, Salmoniformes, Salmonidae. Gene Ontology annotation, biological process: negative regulation of transcription by RNA polymerase II.
AGCUUUUUGGCAAAAAAUACAGGAGUUAGUUUACCAAUAUAAUUGCGGUCUGAUCAACACUGUUGCAAGGUAGCAGGUUGGCUAGCCGCUCUUUUCAAAUAUUUUGUUAACUUAUUUUUUUGUGUCAUCCUUUGCAGCUCGAGACCGAGCAGCAUAACUAGCCAGCUUGUUACUACAUUAUUUGAAUUCGACAAGGCUGUUUUGACGUUGGAUAGCUAGCUACAUUCACUGGUUCGAAAUUUCGAAUAGACCAGACAUCACAUUUUAAAACGGGUUCAUUUCUUUGCUGUGUCGUUAGAUUCACACGCUAGCAAGAAAGCUAUACUUCCCCCCCCCCUGUGCGGCUAAGUUUAAACGUACUUUGAUUUUGAAAGCCAUCUACUAAUAACUAACUAGCUACCGGUUGUCAUUUUUACUUUGUCAACAACAAGGCGUGACGUUUGGUUCAACACUAAUUCUGCCUGCAAGAUUUUUGUUGGUGACUUCCACGAACGUUGGCUAGCAUUUACGUUAGCUUGCCAUCACUGACAGCGAUUGUAACCGCGAGCCAGCAUCAGUCAAGCGAAUUUGACAAAAACAACUUAGCCAAUAAAUAAGCUAUCAAGCUGAUCAGAGCAGUAUCACAGCGAUAACUGACUUCUGUUAUCGAUAAAUUGCCUUGUGGGAGAUAGUAUAUAUUUUGCUUAUUUGAAUCAUUACCAAAAAAACGUAAUUGAACGUGAAGUCAUUAACGUUAACCCACAGAAGUAGUUGUGUAUCCAAAUUCAGACCCGAAUUGUCAUCUUUUUUUCGGUGCUAUUGUUGAAAAUGGCGGCGAUCGAAAUGGUGCAGAUGUUGAUCGAAGCAGCAGAAUACCUUGAUCGCAGAGAAAGAGAAGCAGAACAUGGCUAUGCCUCCAUGUUACCGUUCACCAGCAGCAAAGAGAAGGACAGCUUGAAACGGAAAAACAAAAGCAAGAAGAACUCCAAUAGCAGAUCUACACACAACGAGAUGGAGAAAAACAGACGCGCACACCUACGGCUGUGUUUAGAGCGACUGAAAUCCCUCGUUCCAUUGGGACCAGACUCCAACAGGCAUACCACGCUCAGCCUGCUGAUGAGGGCCAAGAAACACAUUGUGCGGUUGGAGGAGAGCGAGCGGAGAGCCCAGCAUACCUUAGACCAGCUGCAGAGAGAGCAGAGGCACCUGCAACGGCGUCUGGAGCAGCUGGGGGUGGAGAGAACACGCAUGGACAGCACAGGAUCCAUUGUCUCCUCCGACAAUCCUGACUCAGACCAGGAGGAGGAGCUGGAUGUGGAUGUGGAGGGGACUGACUACCUGCUGGGGGAUCUGGAGUGGAGCACCAGCAGUGUCAGUGACUCUGAUGAGCGGGGCAGCCUGCGUAGCAGCUGCAGUGACGAGGGAUACUCCAGCGCCAGCCUGCGCCUGCGCAUGCAGAACCAAAACACUCAGGAGAAGGCCGAGCAGCUGGGCUGCAGCCUAUAAGAGCACAGCCCUCAACCUCUGACCCCCCCCCGGCCCCCAUCCAAUCCCGUCCCUCUGUCGUCCAGUUAACUCCCGCCCUCCAACCAGUCUCUGCCAAUCAGACCUCACUCCCAGCAGGACUGGCCUGUUCUGACCAAGCCCCCUCCUCCUUUCCAACUGUAUUCCACCUCUUUCCCCCCUGAAACCCCCAAUGCAACACCUCUUAGACACACCCACCGUCCUAUCUCAACUGUCCCAUCGGCCAACCAAAAUGGAGGAUCAGUCUGUGGCACUGCCCAAUCAGAGCUUUUUGAUGAGUGGGAUUAGGACGAUAAGACACUCUGUCCGUCCCUUUGUGUCCACCAGCCUGCCCCCUUCCUUCUGUCCUUCCUUCCUGCUCUGCUGUCUGUUUCAGUGCAAGAGCCAAGUAGAGGUGACUGACUUUUCACAUCCAUGCAGUGUCCCCCUUCCAGCGUCCGAAAACUUAAGACAGCUAGAGAAUGUGAUUACAACACCACACCUACACCCCACUGCCUCUCUCUUGUUCAGAAGCCAUCUGAAGCAAUCCAGUCAUGAUGAGAACCCCUCUCGACCCCCAGCUCUAAAUCCCAUUUCUCCCAUGAGACUGGCUCCUCCAUAGGUGGUGGUCAUACAGACAGCAGAGCUGUGCCACCUGACUAACCAGCUGACCAAUCACAGCAUGGUAUUUUGGAACGGAGUAUAGGAAUGGAUGGUCUUGGUCAAAGAGCUGUGGCGUGGUCAUUUUAAACAAUCUACACUGCAGCUAUUGUAGUAAUGUUAUCAGGUGUAGUCUUUCAGUAAGUCUUUAUGGUAAAUAAUCAUCUACCUGCACUUUCCACGUGAAGCCUCACUGGGAGUUCUACGACGCUAAGCACGGCUGUGACGUCAUCCAUGUUCCACAACCUCUUCGUUGUUGUGGUCGGCAGCAAUACAUCCAUCCCUCUCUUCUCUACCAGGCUUAGCGGCCGGAAACAUACCUCCAUGUUUAUGGCUCUUAUGGGGUGGGGGGGGGGGGGUUAUUAAGAUGUCAUUUUUUUGUCCACACCUGCCAUUUCAGAAUUUUUAUGAUUGGGGGGGGGGGUAGGAAAAAAACAUGUGCAGCAUGAGAUUAAGGGGUGGGGUGAUUGGGGUUAAGGCAACUUGUACCUUCCUCUCUCUGAUGACGGUGGCGUCUCGCUUGUGUUUUAAUGUACGUGUCUGUGUUGCUGCUGGUCACGCACUGUAGCCAGUGGUAAUCACUUAAAUGUGUCUGAAGGGAAGUCACACAGACAGACAGUACAUUAACUGUUGAAAUAAACCAGUAAAGAGAUUAAAGCACAUUCCAUGUUAGAGAGAAAGUAAGGUGUGUUAGUGGAGAAUUACCUUCGCCCAUAUUUAUGAGGGAGAGCGUUUUGCAGUUUUAAUGACAGGAAGGAUCUAGCUAUCAGCUUCAGGUUACCCACAAGCAGAACACAACAGAUUUGCUGACUUGCUUGGCCUUUCAGUCAAAACACAGAACAAGGAAAGUCAACGUCUAUUGAAUUAGUUCACCUCUGAAAAGGAAAGAGCAGAAAGGUUACUGUACACGAAAUAUCUGCCUGGCCUAUAGAGCUAUUUAUUAUUUUAGCAAAAUGUAGUCAUGUUUAUGUAAAUAGUUGACACAGAAAGAGCUCUAUGUAUAUUGAAUAAAAAAUAUUUAUAUUAUAUCUAAAUAUAGAAAUAUCUAUUUAAUUAGUUAUCGCUUUAGUUAUGUUAUUCUUGUGAGGUUUUCUAUGUGUGGUUGGUUUGCACAGCAUAGUCAAUCCAUAGCUUUUUAGAACUGUCUUUUGUGCCUAUAGACUUUUGUGUCCUUUCAGAAAUUGGCACGGUGCUCCUAGAAAUGAAUGAAAUUGUUUCGUGGUUGAUUUAUAUUUUUAAAUAAUAAUAAACAUCCUCUGUCAAUAGGAAAAUAAUUUAAAUCAAUAUAAUAAUUUAAAAAAUUGAAUAUAAAAAUGUAUAUAAUUUAAGAGGAGCUGGUGUUGGUGCUUUGGCAUUGCUGUGACGGUGGGAAGCUACAGUGGGGUUUCACCCUUCUUUGUGCCUGAGAGCCUGAAACAAAAUGGCUCCUUGACCCAAGAGAUUAUAACAUAGUGUAGCGAGAGGAGGAAAUGGUGGGUUCAAUAAACUGGAGAGGAUUGCAGUCGCGGUUAGAUUACAGGCUAGUCAACUACAUCCAUCUCCUGCACUGUUGCAGCACAAUGGCGAACCUGGAACCUGUCACAUGCAGAAUCUCGUUAGAAUGGGAAGAUGGUCGAUACACAGACAAAAGAAAUAUAGGAUUAGGGUUGUUUAGUGUCGUGUGUGUGUGUGUGGAAUGCUGCACUUCUGUGUCACUUAAAAAAAAAAAGGUAUCCAAAAGGAGAGGAACGAUGUAGCCAUGCCAGAAGGGGAUUGUUGUGAAUUGAGCCCCCGGCUGAGACUGGUGUCAUGGGGCAGGUGUGUGUAUGUCCCGUCACUGUCUUCAGAGAGAAACUAUAAGGGUUUGGGAGAGGGAGGGUUGUUUUGAAUGGGGGAUAAAAAUGGCACUUAUAUGGAUGUUUUUAGUUGUUUACAAGUUGUUUUUUAAAUCCCACCUUCAAAGAAGACCUCAUGUAUUAUUAAAAGAUCGAAUGGGAUCUUAAGCACUUACAAAUUCAUAGCAUAUUGUAUGAAUUGGAAUUCGUAACAUACGAAUUGAGAAGGGGGGAAAAAGGAUGACGUGCACAAUUUUCUGGGACCCGUUUUGUCUUGAGUGCUACUUUCAAAACUACUGUUUGAAAAUAUACGAAACCUCUGUAGCAUCACUUUAACCUAAGCAUUGUCUGUUAUUCGGGGGCCACACACUUCUCUUUCCCUCCGUCCAUGGCCUGUUUUCUGUGUCUUCCACUCCUCGUGUGUGAAUGUGGCUCCCAUUGAGAAGAGAUCCUGAUUCAUUUCUAUGGUGCCCCCCCCUUCCUCCCACAUGCUGUUGGCCAGCCACCAUGGUGCAGAGGGAGCCUGAGGGAGCAGACUGGGCUGUUUGUACAGUAUAGCUGCAGCUCUCCUACCUCCCCGUAUUACACUCUUUUAACACCCUUGGUGCUUCAGCAUCUGCCUUGAGCAGGUGUGGAUUCUUAAAGAACAAGCAGAUCACUGCAGUUGGCUUCUGUGUAGUCCUGUGUAAGCUAUAUGGGAUAUCACCCUAGGAAUUCAGAAAAAAAAAAAAGUGUGUAUAUUUGGGUUAGGUUCGUACGAAGUGGCUUAAGCCUUAAAACAGACAACUGUAAGAGAACCAUAGUAAAGUAUAUUAUAUAUGAAUGUAUAUAAUGUAAGUAUAGACGUGUUAUUACAAAUGUCAUUAUUUUCAUUGUAACCUUUCGGGUGUGUUGCUCUCCCUCAUAUGCGCACACACGUUGUCAUACACGCACGUCAGAAAAACGAUGGCUUAAGGGUUGGUUCAACUAUUAAAAAGGUUGAUGUUUUGUGCACUUCCAUUUUAGAAUUGGGGAAUUUGAAUAUUGACUUUAAAAGAAAGCACUUAAACAUUUCAGAGAGAGAGAAAAAAUGGGGAAAUGUGGAGCAGUAAUUUAUAUUUGCCAGUGAUAUGAAAGGAAUAAAACAUCUCCCAACCUUGUUUACCUA